Molecule: messenger RNA, 1747 nt
Organism: Impatiens glandulifera
Lineage: Eukaryota; Viridiplantae; Streptophyta; Magnoliopsida; Ericales; Balsaminaceae
Product: putative ankyrin repeat protein RF_0381
Exons: 13
Coding region: 121-1485 (454 amino acids)
Molecular function (GO): protein binding
Source: RefSeq, a predicted model, not a curated record
GCUUCUUCUUCUUCUUCGCUCCGCCUCCUGGUUUUGCAGUCUCUUAAACCCUACAAAACCUCUGCUCUCUCUCUCUCUCUCUCUCUCUUCUCUCUCUCUUAAUAGAAUCAUUCCUUGCUCAUGGCUUCCGAUGCAUCUUCUGCCCUCGCAGAGAGGCAGAAAGUUCAGAACUUCUUAUCUGCCGCUGUUAGUGGAAACCUUGACCUUUUCAAGAAAUUAGCCGCGGGGUUUGAUGAUGGGAAUGAUUUAGCAAAAUCUGUGGCGGCUGUUAAGGAUGCUAAUAAACGUGGGGCCCUUCAUUUUGCUGCUAGGGAAGGGAAUAUCGAUGUUUGCAAGUAUUUGGUAGAGGAGCUGAAACUAGACAUUAACGAAAAAGAUGAAGAUGGUGAGACUCCCCUUCUUCAUGCUGCUAGACUGGGACACAUUGCCACUUCAAAGUACCUUGUUGAAUGUGGCGCUAAUCCUGCUAUCGCCAGUGAGCUUGGUGCUACAGCAUUGCACCAUGCUGCUGGAAUAGGAAAUGUUGAGUUGCUGGAGUUUCUACUUUCCAAAGGUGCUCAAGUUGAUUCACAGAGUGAUUCUGGCACACCUUUGAUCUGGGCUGCUGGUCAUGGACAGGAAGAUGCUGUGAAGCUUUUACUAGCACACCAUGCUAAUCCCAAUUCUGAGACUGAUGAUGAUAUUACACCAUUGUUGUCAGCAGUAGCUGCAGGUUCAUUGUCAUGCUUAGAUCUAUUAAUUCAGGCAGGUGCUAAGGUAAAUAUUACUGCUGGUGGAGCCACCCCUUUGCACAUUGCCGCUGAUAUUGGAAGCUCAGAAAUCACAAACUGCUUACUUGCAGCAGGAGCUGAUCCAAAUGCUACCGAUGAGGAUGGGUUAAAGUCAAUACAAGUUGCAGCUGCAAGAGGUAACAGAAGCGUUGUCGAGAUUCUUUUUCCCGUAACAUCACAAAUCCGAAAUAUACCAAACUGGACAAUUGAUGGAAUCAUAAAUCAUUUGCAAUCUGAUACUGAAAAGAAACUUGAAGGAACAGUAAAUCCACAUUCAGAAAAUGGAUCCAGUGAUACAGUCAAGCUUGAGGUGACACCUGAAGCUAAAAAGAAAGCCGCAGAAGCAAAAGCAAGAGGAGGUGAUGCCUACAAUAACAAAGACUAUUCAACUGCCAUUGAUGCUUACACUCAGGCAAUAAGUUUUGACCCAACCGAUGCAGUUUUGCUUUCAAAUAGAAGUCUUUGUUGGAUGAGAAUUGGGCAGGCUGAAUAUGCCUUAUCUGAUGCAAAGGCCUGCAGGGAACUAAAACCAGAAUGGUCAAAGGCCUGUUAUCGGGAAGGGGCAGCUCUACGGCUACUACAGAGGUUUGAGGAAGCAGCCAAUUCAUUUUACGAGGGUGUUACACUUGAUCCUGAAAAUAAGGCGCUUAUAGAUGCUUUCAGGGAAGCUGUUGAUGCUGGGAGGAAAUUUCAUGGUACAGACAAACAAAAGUGAUCAUGGCUGCAAUGAAGUUGUUGAAAUCUCUUUUUUUUCUGGUUCCUUACUAGUUUGAGGAUCUUAAUUCAAUUUUGCCUAUUUAUUUUUUAUUCCUUAUUUGGUUAAUGACAAGAUUGGAGUGGAUAUUGUUUAGGGUUAAAUAUGCUUGUUUUCACCAUAAGAUAAUCUCCAACUUUCAUGGGUUUCUUCAUGUGGGUAUAUUCGUGAAACCAAAAGACUUUAUUGAUAAUUCGAUAUUCUUAGUUGGUUGCGAUUCUUG